This is a messenger RNA of Thalassophryne amazonica, 9722 nucleotides long. RefSeq lists its product as uncharacterized. The transcript has 43 exons. The record is from RefSeq and is a predicted model, not a curated record. The coding region runs from base 23 to 8287 and encodes 2754 amino acids. Gene Ontology annotation, molecular function: zinc ion binding. Lineage: Eukaryota; Metazoa; Chordata; Actinopteri; Batrachoidiformes; Batrachoididae.
UCACAUCAGUCCCAACUGCACAAUGAAGAAAAUCGUUUGUGAUGGAAAGCCACACUUAUGCCUUUUUGCAGUGAAAAAGUUAUCUCCUGGCGAGGAGAUAACUUAUGAUUAUGGGGAGUCCUCUUACCUAUGGCGCUCAAGGGAAUCCAAUGAAGGACCAAGUACAUCACAGACGAACCAAACUGAGAUUGCAUCUUCUCAACUGAAUAAGAAGGAAUCCAAUGAAGGACCAAGUACAUCACAGACGAACCAAACUGAGACUGCAUCUUCUCAACCGAAUAAGAAGGAAUCCAAUGAAGGACCAAGUACAUCACAGACAAACCAAACUGAGACUGCAUCUUCUCAACCGAGUAAGAAGGAAUCCAGUGAUGGACCAAGUACAUCACAGAUGAACCAAACUAAGACUGAAUCUUCUCAACUGAAUAAGAAGAUUGACUUGGCAGCUCCCGUUUCUGCAGAACACUCUGCUGUUAAUGAUCGUCUGCCUGAUAGUGGACCAGUCCAAGUUGAGAAGUCUGUAAAACUCAACAAUCCCCGAUGUCGCUCUGCCAAGAAUAAAGUUGAUUCCCCAAAGACAGAUUCUUCUAAAGCAAAAGCAUUUGUGUCACAAUCCAAAGAUGAGUCAUGCAUCCAGCAGGAUGAUGACUCUGAUUCCAGCUGGGAUGACUGCAGCUCUGAUGAAGACUACACACCCCAUCAAUACGAAGUCUCUCCUCGCACCAGAACUAAUCGUUACAGAAGCUUCUGCUAUGUGUGUGGGAAACGGAUGCAAAAAGUAGCUCAUCACCUUCGCACUCACAAAGAGGAAGAACCUGAUAUUGCUCAAGCAUUUGCAUGUGACAAGACUGUCACUGAACGGAAAAAGUUAAUUGAAGAGUUGAGAGUUAGAGGUAAUACCAAGAAAAGCAUUCAAGACCAAUUGAGUGGAAAUUUGAAUGCAGCAAGAAUUGCGUCAAGUGUGACAACUAAUGUUCCAUUGGCACAGUGUCUGUACUGUAAUGGCAUGUAUAUUCAGAAGACACUGUUGAUGCAUAUGCAACAAUGUCGAUCAAGGAUGACCUUCAGGGGUCAACCUACUGGCAAGAGUAUGCUCACAAAUUUGAUUGCUACUCCAAAGUCAGCAUGUUUGCAAGAAAUUCCAUCAUAUAUGGAGAAAUUGCUAGUACAACUGAAUGAUGCUGAGAUUGCUUCUCUCAUUCAGAAGGAUUUCCUUAUGUUGCGGCUGGCAGAGUUUAUGUACCGGAAACGUAGGAAUCAACUUAAAGAUGAAUACAUUAGACAAAAGCUAAAGGACAUGGGAAGACUCUUGUUAACCCUGAGAAAAAAGUCAAUACUUAGUUUAGAAGAAGCUGUCAAACCUGGCAAUUUUUUCAAACUUGUUGAAGCCGUCAAAGAGUUUGUUGGUUUUAAUGAAAAGGAACGUACUUGGAACAGACCACAUUUUUUGUUGAAAUUGGUGAAUUCACUGAAGAUGAUUGGUGACAUUAUUUUAAACAUGGCUUUGGCAAAUGGUGCUAAGCAGCGAAUAGAAGAAGCACACACAUUUCUUAAAUUGUGUGCAAAAGAAUGGGGUCUGAACAGAACAGAAACAAGGUUAAUCAACCCAUUCACCAUACCGUUCACACAAGAUGUGCAGCGUCUCUAUCUGCACUUGGAAGAUGCGUUUAGAGCAGCAGUUAAAUACCUGCAGCUGUAUCAGAACCCACAGGUUUAUGUUGCACUUGCCAAAGUGACACAUGCACAAGUGUCCAUCUUCAACAGACAUCCAUCAGAUGUUUCAGAACUGACAGUGAAAGCAUUCAUGGAAAGACAAGAGACUGAGACUCACAAAGAUGCCUCUGUUCCCCAGUCAGAGCUUGACAAAGUGUUAUCCAAACACUUUGUAACAGUCAACAUUUUGAACACAGAUGGCAAAAAAGUUGCACUUUUGUUAACCUCUGAACUCAUCAGUGCAAUGAAACUGCUUGUGGACAAAAGAGAUGCAUGUGAGAUACACAAGGACAAUCCUUUCUUAUUUGCAAAACUCACAGCGAAGUAUCAGAGCUUUUAUGGGCAAGAGUCCAUCAUGGAUUUUGCUACAAGGUGUGCUGCAAAGAACCCAGAGUAUCUUAGGUCUGUGCAUUUUCUAAAGCACAUUGCAAGAGUGUUCAAGAUUCUCAAGCUUGUGAACAACGAUCUUCCUCACCUGGCCACCUUGUUGGGAGUUAAGCUUCGGCUUGAAAAGGAAUAUUAUCGUUUGCCAGAGGCGGCUGUUGACAUUGCCAAAAUUGCACAGUUGCUUUUGGCAGCAGAGGCAGGAUCUCUUGAAAGAUUUCGAGGAAAAAAUCUGGCUCAAAUUGAGAUUGCAGAUAAAUUGCAGCCAGAUGUAGACCACGACAUCCCUGAAGAGAGUACUGCCAAGAUACAAGAAAAAGAAUCAGUUUCAACUCCUUUUCAAUCUGGUUCUUCAUCUCCAAAGACCUCAUUACUGGGAAAAUGUGACACGGGAGCCACUCCCCAGCGUUACAAAUCCACUGUUACACUGAACAGUGAGAAGAAGAAUGAAGUCAACAAAGAUAAGACUGACCCACCAGAAACUUUAGAAGAUGAUGACGACAACAUGGAGGUCGACCAAGGUGGUGACUCAAACAACUCAGCAAUGACAGCUUUGGCAACAGCUCUCAGAGCUCAAAGAGAAAAUCGAGGAAAGCAUUUAGGACAACAUACUACAAAGACUGGACCUUGUAACAAGCCUUCCACUAGCACAGAGAUUGCUGAAAACUCUAGUUCUAAAGGCCCCAGUAGAAUGAGUAGCAGUGGAACAGUAAAUGAAACAGCUCAGAAGAAAGAUGAACGGAAAAAUUGGAAGGGUCUAAAAGGCAGAAGUUUGCCUGUCCAGCUAUGUGCAGAAAGUAACACACCUGCACUCAUGGGGUUGAAAGAUUUGAAGAUAAUGAUACCCAAAUUGGACAUUCGGGAUUUGCAUAUGCCAAUCCAUACUUCUCAGCUUGCAUCAUUGGUUCCAGCCGAUUCAUCAAGUCAGUUGAUUCAUGGGAACAAAAACAAUCAUCUAAAACGUACAACAUCAGCUGCUGUUACAAACCAGCCUCACCGAACAAUGGUCUCAGAAAUGUCCUGUCCACACUGUAAAAAGAGCAUAAUAAGGGGACAGACUGCUUACCAGAAGAGGGGAUACCCACAGGUCUUCUGCUCUAAAAACUGUUUAUUUGCAGUAUUUCCUGCCAAAAAAGCUGUUACCAAGACCUGCCAUUACUGCCUUAAGUUAAUAAUCCAGCCUCAGAACAUCAUUGUGGCCCCAGUGGAUACAAAGGGAACAAUGAAGAACUUUUGCAACAAGACUUGCUUGUCCUCUUUCAAGUCUAACACUGUGUCUCCCUGCAGCAUAUGUAACAAGGGCACUGCCUCACGUGAGGCGAUGUUGAGUGGUGUUGUCUACAAGUUUUGUAGCAAAUCCUGCUUGGACCUGUUAAGCAGGAAAAACAAAUCAUCGAAAGUAAUCUGUGCAAACUGUAGCAUCAUCUGUUACAACAAACCACUUAUGCUGAAGGUGGAACAAGGCAUCAAAAACAUCUGUAGAGAGGAAUGUCUGACCAAGUUCAAAGAGAAACUCAAGUCACCACAGCAGUGUACCACGUGUCACACAUCUGGCUUCAUAUGGAACAUGGUUGAAAGCAAAAGCAGCGAGGGCGUAAUUGAGCUUUUUUGCAACAGCAGCUGUGUGACCGCAUACAAGUCGCAGAUUGCAGAUUCAUCAGGAGCUAGUCCAGCAUCAUCUGAUCAAUUGAUGGCACAACUGAAUGUUGAAAAGAGCAAUUUAGCCAUCACUGCAAGUGAAAAAGAUCUGCCUUCAGAAAUUGAGACCACACAUACCGUCAGCACUGCAAGCUCUUCCACUGCCUGCUUCCACUGCAAGAAGAAACUGGACAAAGGGCAGACAAUUCACCAAACAAAGAACUCACAGCGUGUCUUCUGCUCUCACACAUGCUUCUCUGCACACCAUCUCCACAUCAAGCUAGUCACCAAAAAAUGCUACAACUGUAAUCAGAACAUAUUGCAGGCUAACACCAUCAUCUUGGCCCCGGUUGAUGACACAGGAAUCAUGAAAGAGCUGUGCAGUGAGGCCUGCCUGUCUUCAGUCAGUUUCAAGAUGAACACCAAAUAUCUGCAGUCAGUUGUACCUUGGUCUCAGUGCAAGAGAUGCAAGAGGUUCCACUUUUGCAAAUACAAGUUGACAGUGGAUGGCACUGUCCUCAGGAUUUGCAACAAUACCUGUUUGAUGGACUACCGCAACGACUACAACAUCCCUUUACUUUGCUGUGACAACUGCAGCGCUCUCUCUAACAAGCCACUCACAGUGAAAUUGAGGGCUGGCAGCAAAACCAUCUGCACUGCAGAAUGUCUGGCCAAGUUAAAGGAGAAAACAGUCACACCUGAGCUGUGCGCCAUGUGCCAGACUCCCCAUCAGAUGUCAGACAUGGUGGAAGAUGAGAAAGUUGGGGGAGAAUUGGACUUUUUCUGCAGCAACAGAUGUAUGAUGGUGUACAAGACCCAAUCAGGAAAGAAUAGCCCUUCAUCCUCUUCAAAUGGAGCAAAAGAUGUGAAUCCGUCAGCAUCAAGUUUGGACUUUAUAAACGAUGAGCCUCUGGAGUGCAGGCAGGAUAUUUACUCCUCCAUGUUCUCUGAUGACAUCAUACGUGAAUCAAAUAUGGCACAGCAGGAGCAGUGUGCUUCAGUCUUGACGGAAAUCUCUACAUCUGCACCCCCUGAGAUGGAGACUUCAAAUAACGAAAUGGAGAAUUCAAAUAAAGAGAUGGAGACUUCAAACAAUGAGAUGAAGACAUCAAACAAUGAGAUGCAGAUUGUACCCAGUGUCACCCGCAUGACUUUCCACAAGAGCUGCUCCUACUGCAAGAAGGUCCUGGUGGAUGGACAGAGUGUUUAUCAGAAGAAGGGCGACAUCAGUCUUUUCUGUUCCACUUCGUGUAUUUCAGUAUUUGAUCAAGUCAAACCAGUUAAGAAGAACUGCGACUUCUGCUUCCAAGCAUUUAAACAGUCUGAGAGCAUUAUCCAGGCUGCAGCGGAUGACGGGUCAAUGAAGAACUUCUGUAGCCAGACCUGCCGUGCCUCAUUCAACUAUAAAAGAAUCAUGUCCUCCAAAAUGCCACCAGCAGCACCACACUCCAUCUGUAGCAUCUGCAGCAUAUGCACCAGAUACUGCAUUAGCAAACAUGAGGUCAUAUUCCACGACAUUGUCCACAAGAUUUGCAGUGACCCCUGCUUGUCUCGCUUCUUCAAGAUCAACAACCUGGCCACCUGUGAGAACUGUGACUCCCGCUGCCACAAUCCGCUAACCCUAAAUAUUGGGGAAAACAAUAAAGCCCUCUGCAAUGAAGUAUGUCUGGCAGAGUAUAAACAGAAAAUCAAAACUCCACAACCAUGUUCUGGCUGUUGCACUCCCCACCUGAUGUCUGAGAUGGUUGAAAACAAAAACAGCGAGAACGUGAUCAAGCUCUUCUGUAAUGACGGUUGUGUGAUGGCGUCCAAGAUCCAGGCUGUCAUUGAAUCAGGUUUCUCUCAUAAUCUUUUCUCUACAGAUGCUUCACUGAAUUGUGACAAUUGUGGGAAGACCACACUACCCGUGUGCCACCUCACCAUGUCAGAUGCCUCCAUCAAGAACUUUUGCAGUCUGUCCUGUGCCAUGACAUUUAAGGAAACUGACAAACAAAUUGAUGUUCCCAGUAACACAUCAAAAUCCCCCUCCAAAGUGGUCGGUGAUGAAACUCUGGGUGAUUUGCAAAAAUUGCCAGGGAAACUGACAUGUUCCCAGUGUGGACGCACAGUCAAAAGCAUACCCAAACUAAUCCAGCUCAAGGACAGAAUGGUUUUUGUGUGCGGUUUGUCCUGUUCUGAUGAGUUCAAGAGGUGGAACAACAUCACAAGGAAGUGUGAAUAUUGUAAGAAGGAACGCAUAAUCAAAGACUCCAAGAGAGUUAACAACAGUGACCGUCACUUCUGCAGCAAUCGCUGCAAAUUGUUCUUUGAACGUGGGCUGAAAAAGAAGUGGGGGAAACACUGUCAAACCUGUGACUACUGCUUCCGUAGCUCCAAAACAAUAGUGACUUCAAAGUAUAGAGGCAGGACAUUUUGCUCCAGUGAGUGCAGCUCCAAGUACAACCUGUUAGUCCAUCAUCAUGCCAAAUGUGAUGCCUGCGGUUCUCAGGGGAAACUGAUGCGCAGCCUUCCCAUGCUUGGAGAGGUCAAACGCUUCUGUGAUGUGAAAUGUCUGCUUCAGUUCUGCAUCAGUAAGGCCCAGUUUAACAGCAAAGAUGAACAUUCAACAAGUGAUUCAGCAGUUAAUGAAGAGCCCACUCAGGCCGCCAACAACAUUGUCUUGCUUGCUAGCACACUUAAUAGUCAGCUUGCUGCUUCUUCCAGUACUGCACAGCAAGGUGCAGUCUGUGGCAUGGAAGCAAAGGUCACUGAGCAAGCCAGUACACAGACAGUUGCAGAGAAUGUCCCAUGUCCUCCAGUACCCAAGGUCCUAGCGAACAAGGCUUUGCUCUGUAUGUCUUUGGUCCACAACAAAGGAGUCUCCUGUAUAAAACGGGCUGUUGACAGACAGACACAGACAGAUUUAGUUCCUUCAACCAUGCCCCUACCUGUCCCAGUACCAGUGUAUGUACCAAUGCCAAUGACUAUGUACAGCCAGUACACCCCAAAACCAGUGGGUCUUCCUUUACCGGUACCUGUGCCCAUAUUCCUGACCGCAAUGUCGGAUAGCUCUGAGCCAACUGAGGAAACCAUCCAAGAAACGGCCCAGUCCGAUGCCGUCAAUGCAGACGUUGACCUCAAGUCUAACAUGGUCACGAACCAGGAUAAGAAGGAUGAAGAAAAGGAGCAGGAUGAUGGAGAGGAGUUGAAAGAAAAACAAGAAAACUCAGAAGAUCACACCAAAAAUACCACGAAUGACAUGGAUACUGUUGACCAGGACAGCGUCAUUAAACACCAGGAGGACCCUGCUUUGGACACCAGCCUCGGGUUACCCAGCUUGCCACACUCAAACAACAAAUUCACUCAAGGUAUGGACAUUUCUGUGAACAUUCCCACAGAGUCUGACCCUGAGCCCACACCUCUUUGUCCACCUCCUGCUACGGAGGAAAAAACCCAGCCAUCUGACACCUCGCUCAAUCUGCCACCUAUUUUGUCACAACUGCAAGCUACGAGGAAAGUGCAGAGCAGGCAAAAGGGUCGUAGGGUGCAGCAGGGACCUAAAGUGGAGACAUUCCAUAAAACCUCUACCAAGGAGACCAUAUCUGUGAUCCCACAAACACUGAACAGUCAGUAUGCCAUGAACGUGUGGAAGAGCUGGAUGCAGUGGAGGCAUUGCCAUCCCUCCCUUGGCCCUCUAUCUUCUCAACUGAUGGAGGUGAAGAGAGAUAUCCUUCUUUGCACUUCUGAUAACCUGAGGUGUGCUCUGAACUACUUCAUCAAUGAGGUGAAACAUCCCAAUGGACAGCCAUACUCCCCUGAUGGCUUGUUCUACCUCUGCCUCGGCAUUCAACAGUACCUGUUUGAGAAUGGUCGCAUGGAGAACAUAUUUAGUGAUCUGAUUUACUAUGAGUUCACUGUGGAGUUCACCAGGGUGCUGAAAAGUUUCAACCCCCGGGUCACAGCCAGUGGCUGUAUUAGGUCAUGUGUGGAGGAGGAGUUUUUGUGGGACUGCAAACAGCUGGGGGCGUACUCCCCCAUUGUCCUCCUCAACACCCUGCUCUUCUUCUGCUGCAAGUACUUUGACUUCUCCACAGUGAAGCAGCAGCGCCAGCUGUCCUUUGCCCGCAUGAAGCUCUUUACCAAGACAAACUGGAACAACACAAGAACUACCUUUCUGCGCUUCUAUCCUCCAAAAUCUGACAACACGGAGGCCGAGACAGAUGGUGUUCCAGCCAAGAAGCGUAAGAAAAGUGAGAGUGAAGGGGAGUUCCUAGAGAUAAUGGAGAACACUGAGAACCCACUCCGCUGUCCGGUCCGACUCUACGAGUUUUACCUCUCCAAAUGCUUGGAGUCAAUGAAGCAGCGCAGCGAUCUGUUCUACCUGCAUCCUGUGAACUCCUGCAGUCCCAGAAGCCCUGUGUGGUUCUCCUCCACGCCGUUGGAUAACAGCACCAUCGAUGCCGUGCUCGUCCGCUUCCUCACUGUUCGAAAGAUGAAAGCCUCCAAACCUGGGAGGAGCGGCAAGAAACAGCAACGAGCAAGUGAUGCGUCACGUAUACCUGAGCAGGAGAAUUGAAUUUCUUUGUCAGUUUACUUUAAAAGACAUUUAUCGCAUACCUGUAAAAUAAGAGUUUAACAAACUCCACUAACAUUGAGCUGUGAAGAAACUCAUCUCUAAGAUUAUGUGCCGUGCAGAAUUUAGAGCUCGUUUUGCCGAUGUUUUAUAGUUGUAAUACAUGUGAAAGCUUUUUGAUUCAAACUAAGUAAUAUGAGGCCUGUGUCCAUGUAGCGUUUUUUUUUUUUAACUUAAUCUGAGCAUUGUUUUUCAGUUGCUCCCUAUGAGAACAGGCCACAUGUAGCCACCUAUAAAAGGUGUUGCUCCAAGCGUCUUAUUUUCAUAGUGGUUUGCCUUUUUUGUGAGGCCACUCCGAGCGCUUUCUGUUGUAAAAUCUUUUCAUAAAGCGCUGGGGAUCACCACUGCAGAGCUUUUCAGAUAACCAAUCAGAUAGGGCACACAUCCUGACAACCAAGUACACUAAAGAAGCUUGUUUUUUGCCUGCUGUCUUCAGUCACCUGAUAUCUCAGUCCAUUACAAUAGAAACUAAAAGCUCAUCUGUGGGAGCAGAUUGGAGAGAAUAAUUGUUGAGCGUGUUUAUCAUUAUAAGUGUUUGUUGUUGUUGUUGUUUUGUUUAACCCUCAAGCAACCGAGUGGGAUCAUUUAUGACCCUGAACAUAUAUUUUUGUGCACUAUUUUUCUCAUGUUAUCAGGAAAAAGUUUCCUACCAUGAAUUUGUCAGUGUAUUUGUCUUGGAAUUUGUUCAUAGAAUUUUGCAGUUAUCGGCUGAUCCUGUGGCAAGUAUAAUCCAACCUUGUGUAUGACCCUGGGAAGAUCUAUGACAUUUUCGACAUUAUAGCUUCAGAUGUUACUGUAAUUUCCCCACUCUAAUCAUUAUAUUUUAACUCUGUUUUUGCAAGGAGCAUGGCCAACAGACCUAGAAUAGCAAGAUUUACAGCUGCACAAGCAUUGAGACUGAUUCUUGAUGCCCAGAGAAAGAGGAAAAGGAUGAUGAACAAAUGUAUUAGAGAGUGAAAAUAAAUAUGAAGAACCCUAAAAACAAUAAUUUAUAUAGAACUAUUCCAAUAUAGAGUCAUAUUAGUAGCUAAAUAGCUUGGUCAGCUGGAGAAUUAAUGAAAACACUAAGAUAAAGCGCUGCUCAACACCUUAACAGUACUAUUCUUGAGACACACACCCCCCCCCCCCAAAAAAAAACAAAAAAAAACGCUAUAUGGAUCCUGAGUUUUGGAGGCUGCAUUCUGAACAUUGUUAAAACUUUGACCUUUUGGGGCAGUCAGAAAUUUUUUCACUGUACCUUGACAAAAGGAACAAAAGUUUCUUGAUUAAAUUUACAUCUUUGUUUCACUCAGAUAAUUUGACUGUUGAUUCAAUGAGACACAGCGUCUGUUUUUAUAUUUGGUUUUAUAUUUGCUAAAUAAAGGUAUUUCAUUUUUCA